This is a messenger RNA of Pundamilia nyererei, 648 nucleotides long. It is a transcript of the gene crip1, whose product is annotated as cysteine-rich protein 1. The transcript is spliced from 5 exons. Lineage: Eukaryota; Metazoa; Chordata; Actinopteri; Cichliformes; Cichlidae. The record is from RefSeq and is a predicted model, not a curated record. Bases 156 to 389 code for a protein of 77 amino acids.
CUCUGCGCUAUAAAUGCAGCACGGAGCGCGGCAACAUCUGCACUUUAGAGCAGGCGUGGUCAGUCAGAGCGAACAGGUGGGCCGGUGACAGCUGCAGGAAACUUUAUCAAGACUUUGCUCUCUCCUCCAGACUAUCACUCACAGCUGCAACAAAAAUGCCGAAGUGCCCAAAGUGCGAGAAGGAAGUUUACUUCGCCGAGAAGGUGACAUCACUGGGAAAGGACUGGCACAGGCCCUGCCUAAGAUGUGAGAAGUGCAGCAAGACUCUUUCACCAGGCUCACACGCAGAGCAUGAAGGCAAGCCUUACUGUAACAAACCCUGCUACGCUGCUCUGUUCGGACCUAAAGGAUUUGGACGCGGUGGAGCUGAGAGCCACACAUAUAAAUAAAUAGGUUCAGGGGCCCUGCAGUGAAAAUGUUGCCUGGAAACUACAUGGAAGAAGCCAGCAUGCUCAGAAGUCACAAUCAAAACCAGCAAACAAACCGUGCUCUCGUUCAGACACAUUUUGUGUGCGUGUUCUUUUAUUUUAUGAAUUUGAACUCUGUCGUCUGAUUUUUGCAUUCCCAUUAUAUGUUAUGAAGUGACUGUCCUCUGGUCUCAUCUUUUUAUUAGGGCGGUCAGUCUGAUUAAACACUUUUUAAAAUUUG